Messenger RNA from Olea europaea var. sylvestris, 477 nucleotides. RefSeq lists its product as uncharacterized. The transcript has a single exon. The coding region runs from base 1 to 477 and encodes 158 amino acids. Lineage: Eukaryota; Viridiplantae; Streptophyta; Magnoliopsida; Lamiales; Oleaceae. The record is from RefSeq and is a predicted model, not a curated record.
AUGAAGAUUGCCCGAGCUAACAACUCCAAAGCAGAUGCCUUAUCAAGGCUGGUGUUCAUGGGAGUAGAUAGACUUGACAGAAGAGUACAUGUCAGAUUUCUUACCGAGCCUAGCAUCAAUCCAACCGUGGGGGUCAUGGACAUUGAUCAUGAGCCAUCAUGGAUAGACCCAAUUGUAGAUUUCAUAACAAAUGGCAAUCUUCCAGAAAAUCCUCGAGCAGCAAGGAACAUCCGGUCGAAAGUCCCUAGGUAUUGCAUUAUUAAUGGGGUCUUAUUUCAUAGAAACCUCACCCUUUCAUACCUUAGGUGCCUUAAGCCUUCGGAAUCCUCCCAAGCCCUAGAGGAAGUUCAUGAAGGAGUAUGCAGGAACCAUCAAGGAGCUCGAGCUUUAACCUUUAAACUCAUAAGGUACGGAUAUUACUGGCCUACCAUGAAGAAAGAUGCCGCAGAAUACGUGAAGAAGUGUGAUAAGUGCUAA